This is a messenger RNA of Patiria miniata (bat star), 2806 nucleotides long. RefSeq names its product protein arginine N-methyltransferase 7-like (gene prmt7). The transcript is spliced from 12 exons. The record is from RefSeq and is a predicted model, not a curated record. Gene Ontology annotation, molecular function: protein-arginine omega-N monomethyltransferase activity. Gene Ontology annotation, biological process: peptidyl-arginine methylation. The coding region runs from base 42 to 2198 and encodes 718 amino acids. Lineage: Eukaryota; Metazoa; Echinodermata; Asteroidea; Valvatida; Asterinidae.
CUUCAGUUGAGCAUGGUGAAGAAUUACAGCUCUCUUUCUCGAUGAACUUGACUCUUGCCCGUCUUUUAAGAGCACCUAGUCAACCAUUGGCUUCUAGUAUUGAUACAUUACGGGGCCAUUGUAGUGGGCCAUUCUGUCCGUCCAAGGCAUCACCGAUGUCUGCGAUUCUGUCGAGAGUCAACCCGACCACCGGUACUAGCGAGUGGGUGGUGGAGGACUCGACGUACGACUAUCAUCAGGAGAUUGCGCGGUCGGCGUACACUGAUAUGCUGCACGAUGAUGAGAGAAAUAAGAAGUACUAUGAAGGUAUCAGACGUGCCAUCAAGCUCAUGCAUGCCAGGGGAAAGAAGGCCAAUGUUCUUGACAUCGGCACCGGAACCGGCCUACUGUCGAUGAUGGCGGCAGAGAGUGGCGCGGACACUGUUUAUGCUUGCGAGGCAUUUGAACCUAUUGCAAAAGUCGCCAAGAAUAUCAUCGCCAAGAACGGUUUUGCGGAAAGAAUCAACAUAAUAGCCAAAAGGUCAACGGAGGUCACUGUUGGACUAGAAGGUGACAUGCCACACAAGGGCAACAUUCUGCCAGCUGAGGUGUUUGAUACCGAGCUCAUAGGUGAAGGGGCUGUGCCGACGUACCUCCAUGCUCACCGACAUUUACUCGAGAAAGACUCCAUCUGUAUUCCCCAUUCAGCCACGGUCUGGGCACAAGUCAUUCAGUCAGGUCUCGUCUGGAACUGGCACAAACUCCAGCCAAUCCAAAUCGCCGGUCGCGACGACGUCAUCAGGCCUCUGGCCAAGAUGGCCGCCUGCUCGGGCGCGGCCUCAGUCCACGACGUGCAGCUCAGCCAGGUGUCGCCCGACCAGUUCCGGCCGAUCACGGCUCCCUUGGACAUGAUCGAAUUCAACUUCAGCACUGGGGACUUUGCCGAGCGUCGAGCCGCGACUGUUGAAACUGCGGCGGAGUCGGACGGGAUGUGCCACGGUGUCUUCAUGUGGUGGGACUUGAGCAUGGACACGGAGGGGGAGAUUCGACUUAGCACCGCACCCACGUGGGCCCAUCCCGAGGGUUUGGACGCUCAGUGGAGGGACCACUGGAUGCAGGCCGUCUACUUCUUGGACCAACCCCUGCAGGUGCGCAAAGGAGAGCCGCUUCAUGUCACUCUGUCCCACGAUGACUACAGCCUGUGGUUCAAUGUGAGCCAGUCACCAAAACCCAACGUGGAGCCAGAGAGGCCGGUUUGUCACUGCGGUGCGCAUGUCGCCUGGAGUCGGCCUCGGAUAGGCAUGCUGAACGAUGCAGCACGGACGGAAACCUUCACUCAGGCUCUAAGAAAGGUUGUGAACGACAAGACGUUGUGUGUCAGUGUAAGCGAUGGAUCGAUGCUGCCUCUCAUCGCAGCUAGGCUGGGAGCCAAACAGGUGUACAGUCUUGAGCCAAACUUCAUGACUCACCGAGUGAUGCAAGACAUAAUUAAGGGCAACAAUCUCACUGAGGAAGUAAUCCUGUCUGAUGAGAGCGCACUCAAUCUACCCCAGGAUUUCUUCAAGGGUCAGAAAAUCGACGUUCUGAUGGGCGAGCCCUUCUUCCUAACCAGCAUUCUCCCCUGGCACAACCUGCACUUCUGGUACGCCCGAACGGCCCUUUCCCCUCACAUGGCAGAGGGAGCCCUCGUGCUACCAAGCAGGGCCAGGUUGAGGGGCGUCGCCGCAGAAUUUGACCAUCUGUGGAAGUUCCAUGCCCCCGUGGGCAACAUUGAGGGAUUCGAUGUGCGGACCUUUGAUGGACUUGUACAGAGUUCCUCGGCCAUCAGUGACGCACCCACAGAGCCCCACCAUCUAUGGGAGUACCCAGGCCAAGCCCUGAGCCAAGACUUCAACCUGAUGGAGUUUGAUUUCUGUCAGCCUGUACCGACCGAUACGCAGACGCAGAGCGGGACUGCCGAAAUCCUUGGGCAAGGUACUUGCCACGGCGUUGCCCUCUGGAUGGAGUAUCAGCUAGACCAAGAUACCUGGGUCUCCACUGGACUCCAGCGCCCCGUCCCCCCUACCCCCAUCCGAGACCUAGCCUGGGACAGGCACUCCAAGCAAGGGGUGUACUUCAUCAAGACUAACCCCAGGGUGGCGCCUGGAUCACGGAUGCAAUUUGACGUCUCAUUCAACCCGUCCCACGGGAGCGUCCAUUUCAAAUUUGAGGUCGUAUGACAGGAGUUGGUUUUUUUUUAGUGUGACCAUUCAGGAUUAGGCCAUAAGUCCCGCCCACCUUUGGUUUGGGUACAUUUCUCACUGUGCUUGUGACUAGGUUUGACUGAGGUACUAUUGUCACCUGACCAAACGUUGUGAUCCGAUUGGUCAUUGUGGAUUGUUUGACUGGCAGGCAGCGAGUGUCCAUUGUUCCAGAUUGGGACAUAGGCCCCGCCCACCUUUGGUUUGGUACAUUUUUCACAGUGCUUGUUACCAAGUUUGACUGGGCUACUGUGGUCACCUGACCAAACAUCGUGAUCGAAUUGGUCAGCGGGCACUGUUUGAUUGACUAGUAGGAAGGGGGUCUAUUAGGCCUAUGAAACGAGACACUAGUCCAAGAACCCAGGCUUUCGAGUAUCGGGAGGAAUGUAUUUGGAUAAUGACAUUUAACAUUCCUUUGAAUUCAAUUUGGAGUUGACAGUUUGUGCAUUUAUAACUCAAUUUCAGCCAAAGGGUACACACCCAAACUGCUCAUCACAGCGUACUGAUGGAUGCAAAAAUACACUUUUUAUGAAAGCACUGGGGAGUGUGGCCUGGUGGUUAGAGUUAGUGACUCAUGAUCAGAGGGU